UUUUGUGUAUGUUAUUGAAAAGUGCAAAGUCCAUUUUGUUUCUUCAUUGUUCUUUCUUCUUCCAUUUUCAAUAUGGGAAAACAGAGCACAGAAACAAAAUCCUCUGUUUCGGACCAAACAAAAUUCUCUGUUCUCAAUGUCAUCGACCUUUCAAAUACAAACAUUAACCAAUCCGUUAAUUCACUCAAACAGGCAUGUUUGGAUUCUGGUUUUUUCUAUGUUGUAAACCAUGGAAUAAGCCAAGAAUUCAUGGACAAGGUUUUUGAACAAAGCAAGAAAUUUUUUGACCUUCCAUUAAAGGAAAAAAUGGAGAUUCUUAGAAAUGAAAAACACAGAGGAUACACCCCUGUUCUUGAUGAGCUUCUUGAUCCUGAAAAUCAAAUUUAUGUAGGAGAUUACAAAGAGGGUUUCUAUAUUGGAGUUGAAGUAUCUGAAGAUGACCCAGAAUCAAAUAAACCUUUUUAUGGACCUAAUAAAUGGCCUGCACCAGAUGUUCUUCCAGGGUGGAGGGAGACUAUGGAAAAGUACCAUAGAGAGGCAUUAGAAGUUGGGAAAGCAGUUGGAAAGAUAAUAGCCCUUGCACUCGACUUGGAUGCCGAUUUUUUUGAUAAGCCAGAAAUGUUGGGAGAGCCGAUUGCAACUCUACGUUUGCUACACUAUGGAGGUCAAACCUUGGAUCCAUCGAAAGGAUUAUACGGAGCUGGAGCUCAUACUGACUAUGGUUUAGUUACGCUGUUAGCAACGGAUGAUGUCUCGGGUCUUCAAAUAUGCAAGGAUAGGGAUGCUAAACCUCAGAAAUGGGAGGAUGUGCCACCAAUGAAGGGAGCAUUCAUAGUGAAUCUCGGUGACAUGCUUGAGCGCUGGAGCAACGGUGUUUUCAAGUCCACAUUGCAUAGAGUUCUAGGAAAUGGUCAAGAGAGAUAUUCUAUUCCAUACUUUUUGGAGCCUAGUCAUGAUUGUUUAGUGGAAUGCUUGCCGACGUGCAAAUCGGAUACUAACCCUCCCAAAUAUCCUCCUAUCUUAUGCAGGGAUUACUUGAGGCAACGCUAUAAUGAUACUCAUGCUGAUUUGAAUAUUUACAAGAAACAACAAUCUUAAGUAGAAUUAGUGAGACUUUGGAGCUAAGAACCCUAGAGAUAAUUUUAUUUCUUAGCUUUGUCAAUUUCUUUAAGCUUUUUUAAUUGCAUAAUUUUAUAUGUAAUAUAGAGUUUGUUUAAUCAGUAAAAUAAUUUUAUUUUAGGGG
Cicer arietinum (chickpea) is the source of this 1243-nucleotide messenger RNA. RefSeq names its product kihadalactone A synthase LFS-like. NCBI's taxonomy places the organism in Eukaryota, Viridiplantae, Streptophyta, Magnoliopsida, Fabales, Fabaceae. The record is from RefSeq and is a predicted model, not a curated record.